CCACUACUUCAAGGUCUCAGAGCAAGUGACGUCACCGAUUGAAACGCUAUUUAGCGUGCACCACCGCUAACUAGCUAGCCGUUUCACAUCCGUUACAUACACAGGAAGUUGAAACUUCCCGAUUCUACCACUGAAAUGAAAAUGUGCUAGUAUUAGCUUGUGGUUUGGAUAAUUGUGUUUAUGAUGAAAACGUAAUAAUGUUAAUAUAGUAAUGGCUGUAUGCCGUGGCAGAGCCAAGGUGAAAUUCCCUUUUGAUGUUAUUGUUUCCAUCAAUACUUGUGGCGAGCCGAAUCAACAACCUCUGGUUGAAGGUAUUGAAGUUUACAGUUAGCCAUUGUUAUGUAAAUGGUGCUGAAAAGUACACAGGGCCUUGCCUUGGCUCCAAGAUAGAGCUGGUCCGACAGAGCCAUGGCCCAGUGAGAUACGGGUGCCGGCCCAGGUAGAUAGAAACAGAUAAGUCUGAGACUUUUGGGUAAAACACUGGGGUACAUCCUCAUUGGAAAUGAGGCUCAAGUGUCUCCAAGUCUACAAUAUCUCAUGCAACACCAUUAUUUACAUACACAAAUAACUGGUCAUGGAACUGUAUUCAAAACAAAUUCAAAACAAUAACCACUUCAAUAGUUAAAUAAAGGUUCAAAUCAAAAAAUAUAUAAAUAAAAUAAUAGAGAAACGGCAAUAUGCAAGAUUUAAUCUCCACAGUAACAUGAACUCUCAAGAACAAAAGCACAAUAACAUUCUAGUCCUGGUAGUAAAAUACAUGUCAGUGAACCAACCUAUGUUCACUUUUUCAAAAUGGUCUUGGUCUGAAACAGGAAUGACAAAUGUAGACCUUAAAUCAUGUAUUUUUGUAACUCGAUCUUGCAACCUUUCGGUUACUAGUCCAACGCUCUAACCACUAGGCUACCUGCCGUCCCCUUGUGAAUACCCAUAAUUAAUAUCAAACAAAACAUCUACAAUUCCGGGCCAAUAUAUGACUGUAGACCUCGGUAAGAGUGAAAGUGACCAAUUAGACGUCAACGUUACUUAUUGAAAUGAGAUUUUAUCUGAUUCAAUAGUAAUUUCCAUUAAUCUGGCCAAAUACGUUUAGAUUUAAAUACGACUAGAGCCAUUUGAGAAUAGACCACUUAUAAAUUAGGUGUACAGUAUUGUGCAUUGCAUUGUGUCAAAUAAAAUAAUUCACUGUUGUAUGGUCAGACUUAAAAGACAAAAAAGGAGGCUACUUUACGUUGUAUGAUAAUUAGGGGGUGGAGAGAGACGCAGGCAGUAAAAUAUGUAUUCAACAAUGGAAUGCAAAAGCUUGAGCAAAGUGUAAAUUUGAGACAUUUCACAGAAGAAUGUUAGUCUUCUGUAGGCUAAUGACUUAAUCGAAUUAUUUUCCGAUGUUGUAGAGCAAGUAGUGUUACCCGAUUGUCUGGUGUUUUGCAACUGUUCGAGUUGGAAUUAACAUUUUACCUCGUGCGUCAGGUAGGCUACGGACUACGAAUACCUGGAGAGUGAGCGAAAGAAAUGUUUGAAAAUUAAACCGAAAAGUUGGGACCUUUUUUUCUUGUUACUGAAUAUUUGGAAUGUAGUUGUACUGUAGAAAAUGUGUACACAAUUUGUGUGCUACUGUAAAUAAAUCGAGCAGCUUUGGUUUGAUUGGCAAGACCUACGACGAGACACGAACACCUGACGCACAGUCCACCGCCGUCUACAAAUGUUUCUCCAAAUAGGCUACUCCAAUGGCAACACUUUACUCUCAUGUUUUUAAUAAUAAUGAGAUUACGAAAAUGCAUUAUUUCAUACCAUUUUGAAGCUUGUUGUUCAACUUGGAUAUAUUUUGGAACUCCCUAAGAUUGAUAUUGGGAGUGCCACUGAAUCAAGGGAUGGAGUUACCUGUCCAGGGCCAGAGCCAGUGGGGCACAGCGUGGUUGGUGCUAUGGGCAUUUGCAGUGUGUGUGAGGGGUGGGUUUGUGGAGCCUCCUCCAUCCUUCUCCCUGCGUUCCUUGACGGAGGUUGAGACGCGGCUGCCCUGUCAGUUUCAAGUUCAGGAGGAGGAGCAGGUAGUUCAGGUCAGCUGGUUCAAGGAGCUACCUGAUGGCACCAAGGAACAAAUCAUCACUGCCCACCUCACAGAGGGACACACAGAGUUUGGGCGAUACUCUGGGAGAGUGAGGUUUGAGAGCAGUAGCCCCACAGUGGACUCUGCCCUGCUCAUCAUGAACACGGAGGAGUCUUAUGAGGGGAAAUACACCUGUCACAUCAGCACAUUCCCCUAUGGGAACUUUGAGAGGCAGCUGUCACUCACUGUGUGGACCCUACCAAUCUCCUCUCUGGACCCAGUGGUUCUGGAGGAGGGCCAGUCCUUCCGCAUAGCUGCCUCCUGCCGCUCCGUGGCCCGUCCUCCACCUCGACUGACCUGGGAUACGGAUCUCCCUGGUCAGAACCAGACCCGCAGCUCCGAGGGCGGGGCCGUGUCCACCCACUUCUCCCUGCACCCCCUGAGGAGUAUGAACGGCAUGCGGCUGGACUGCCUCGUCUGGCACCCUGCUCUGGAGCAACCCCGGAGGAUCAGUAACCGCCUGGUGGUGCAAUUUCCCCCAGAUGCAGCUGUCACUGGCUAUAAUGGAAACUGGUACAUGGGACUGAAGGGAGCUGAACUCAAGUGUGAAACUGGAGGAAACCCCAAACCACAGAGCUUCACCUGGACCAGGGGUGGUAAGGCCCUGCCAGACGGUCUCACUGUGAAUGGAGCAAGGCUUCUGUUUGGCCGAGCCCUGAGACAGAAUGACACUGGAGUUUAUGAAUGUGUGGUGAACAACGGCAUUGGGACAAGGAAAGUAGAAUCGAACAUCACAGUGACAGAGAAAAUUCACAGUGUGCAGGAAACCACUGUUGACACUCUAGUGAUGAUCAUUAUAGUUGUGGCUGCUGGGGUUUUGGUCAUCGUCAUGAUCAUCAUCAUCAUCUUAGUCAACCGAUACCACAGGCGCAAAAACAGAAAAUUAGAGAUGGAGCUUAGCGAAAGAACGUUAAAAAUCAACACACUCUCCAGACAGAACUCCUCCCGGAGACUCAACUCUGUCAGCACAGACCCCAGAGGACAGAAUGAAGACUGUACACUACUCAGACUAGACAGUAGAAUGAAAAACAGCCUAAUGUCCCUUGAGGACCGUCCCAUCUACAUAGGCAGUGAAUCAUCCCUGGGUGGGAGGCGGGGGACUGUUGGAGAGGGGGAUGUGGACUACCUAGGACGCCCUGUCCUGUACCAGUCUAGCUGGCAUGAGGGCAGAGAGAGUAUGAGGGGCGCGGAGAUGGAGGGAGAGAGGGAAGAGCGCAGACGAAGGGUGGAGUCGUACCUGAAGAGAAGCAAUAUGUCCCUGGACUCUGGCCUUCCUUCCUCCCUUGUCCCCAUCAAGCCCCAGGACCAGGAUGGCAGUGUGGGGCCCACAGACAUCCCCCCAAUGCUCAGUGACCUGUGUGGCCAGAGGGAGGGGGUGACCAAAGGGGAAGACUGGGGCCACAGAAGGGCAGUGCUGGAGGUUGAUGAGGCAGACUGUGACACCAGUUCUUACCAGAUCUCAGAGGCGCUCUCCAACCACUUCCACUACAGCAACGGGUUCCUGCGGCCCAAACCACACUCCAACGCCAUCCUCCUACACCCCAGAGGACAGAUCAUCUAGACAUGAGGCUUGGCUGAAAAGGGAACUGCACUCAGCUCCACCCUAACCUAGAAGUGAGGGUUUGGCAACAUGCUCACGUUCAUUGCCAUUUGUCUUUUCUUUUUUUAUCAGCAUUGUCUUCUUGUAUGUCCUAAGUAGAGAUUGGACAAGAUUGCACCAUCACUUUGUAUCAACUAUAAACCCAGUCUUGUGUAAGCACUCUGUGAUUGUGCUAUCAUUUUAGCUAACCUUAUAGUUCGGAUAUCCAAAUAUAUCCUGACCUUGUGAGUUAGUUAUUUUCAUGUUCAUUUCAACAACAAAUCAAAAGGGCUCAAAGUUGGAUAAUUCAGAUUUUUAUUCAGACAAAUGUAUGCAUUGACAAAAGCAUGUCCAUUGUAGUGUUAGUCUGGCAUAUCUCUACAAAAACCUAAAGAUGCUGGAGAUCCUCCUCUUAAGCGUUCCUUAAAAGGUUACAAGCAGGAAGCUGUAAACCUGCAACUCUGAUCCCUCACUACAGUAUAUAAGCACCACUAGUGCAACAGUUGUGGUAGGGUCUCACUGCUCUCACUUUAUAGAAUGGGAAGACAAAAGUAACACACUGCUGCUUUCUGCAAGUGUCUUGAUGGUCUUAUCAACUCUGUUCUCAGUCAUUAGAAAAUGUUGUUCCACAAUGUUCUUAGUUGUCUAGUCAUGGUGAUAACGAUCAGUAGACAGUUUGCUUUGUGAGGCCCUGUGUACUCGCUGGUGUCUGCGGAGAUUACUCUGCUGAGCGAAACACCUCCCGCACGUGACACAGCUGUACGGUUUCUCUCCCGUAUGAAUCCGCUGAUGCAUCUCCAGGUGACCAAACCGGUCAAAGCUCUUUCCACAGAAGGAGCAAACAAACCACUUCUCUCUUGCUGGGGUUCUCCUUGGGGAUACCUUUGCGGAGUUGAAACCAUUUGAACAAUUUGGGGCAAGUGAGAAUACGUUGUUUAGCCAAACAUUGGAAUAUCCUGCACCCUCAUUGGCUAGUGUUUGUUUGUCUGAUGGCACUCUGGUAGUUGUCCCAUCCUGGGUUCUCUCUGGGUGCAUGGUUUCUCUGUGCUGUCCUGGCUGUGCCUGAGCCAAAUCUGUAGGGGUCCUUCUGUAAUUCCAAACAGACUGUGCUCGCAUCUCUUCUUUCAUAACUCUGUUAAUGUCACCCAUCUCGGACGAUGGAAUGCUUUCGAGACCCUCCACUGCACUUUGAAUGAGCUGUAUGUCUGUAUCUUGAUCCAGUGGAUAUUGUUCUGUGCACUUAUGGUAACCUGGACCCUCCGAGUCACAGUUGCGCUCUGUUAAAGACUCCCAGAGCUGAGUCUCUCUCUCAUCCACAGCAAACUCAGUUUCCUGAUGAUCUGAUCUCUCUGUGCCAUGUUCACUUACUGAUGUAUGUAGUGAAAUGACAUCAUACUCUUCCUGCUCUCUCUUCACUAACUCUAGUCCACUAUCCUUCUCUCUGUGGCCUGACCUGUUCUGUUCAAGUCCCUCUACUUCUUCUGCAGGUGGCUGUGGUCUAUUUUGAUGCAGUUGGUCGUCUUUCUCUCUGGCGUUCUGCUCAAAUGAAGUCCUUUCACCAGGAUCCUCAUCACAGCCUUUGGACCCUGAAAGGGAAGGUUUAAAGGAACUGUCACUACAACGACUGACCGCUGAAGCGCUUAGGGGGCUGGGACCAGCCUCUGCGCCAACAAUCAACGAUAGGCUGGGUGAGUCUAAACCACACCCAGUCUCUACUCUGUGACAGGCCGGCUCGGAAGCAGGAACUACCUCUGUCAGAGUAUAUUUAUAAUAUCUUUGUCAGGAACAAGUCAGUUCUCUGUUUGCCCUGGGAGGUGGGACAGAGAGCCCGUAUAUACGAAAAUUGCAUUUACCAUUUAUUGCUUGAAUUUAAUUAAAGAUAAUUAACGACA
Messenger RNA from Oncorhynchus nerka (sockeye salmon), 5572 nucleotides. Its product is annotated as nectin-4-like. The record is from RefSeq and is a predicted model, not a curated record. The transcript has 12 exons. Bases 1866 to 3662 code for a protein of 598 amino acids. Gene Ontology annotation, cellular component: adherens junction. Gene Ontology annotation, biological process: homophilic cell-cell adhesion; heterophilic cell-cell adhesion. Lineage: Eukaryota; Metazoa; Chordata; Actinopteri; Salmoniformes; Salmonidae.